Molecule: messenger RNA, 1448 nt
Organism: Impatiens glandulifera
Lineage: Eukaryota; Viridiplantae; Streptophyta; Magnoliopsida; Ericales; Balsaminaceae
Exons: 1
Coding region: 16-1347 (443 amino acids)
Source: RefSeq, a predicted model, not a curated record
UAAGAUAUAAGUAGAAUGAAAUUGUCCUCUUAUUCAAUAAACAAGAAGAAUAGGCACGCCCAUUCUCUCUCUCUUGUAGGUAAAGGACAAAUGAUUACACCAUGGGAUGAUUCAUUCAUCUCAUGGACCCUUCCCAUUUUUCUCUCUCCAUUUUAUUUUGCUGGAUUCACGCUGCUGCUUUCUCUACUUCACUUAACUUUCACACAUUCCUUCUUCUUUGCCUGCCCAAGUUCAAUAAACAACAAGAAGAAGAAGAGCAUGUCUGAGGUGUGGUUUUCAGACUCAUCCAAGCUUUCAAGUCUUCUCCUUUAUUUCUCCUACUUCGUCUUCUUCUAUCCCUAUCUCUUUAAGCUCAUUUCCUUCCUUUCUCCUCUCUUCAUCACCACCUCUCUCCUCCUCCUACUCACUUUCCUCUUCACUCCUCAUUUCAACCUUAACUUCGUUUUCCUUGCUUACCAAUCUUAUGAAAGAGCCAAAGAUCAACUUUCCCAUCCCUUUUUGGAGGAGGAAGAGGAGUUCGAGGCAUUCAGAGUCAUUUUUGGAGCUGACGACCUUUAUGAUCACAUUGCACUAAAUUCACUUCCUCAAGAUGAAGAAAAGAGAGUGGUGGAAGUUGACCUUUAUGAUCAUAUUGCACUAAAUUCACUUCCUCAAGAUGAAGAAGAGAGAGUGGUGGAAGUUGUUACAGAGGACACUACUUAUGUCAAGCCUGCCUUGGAGAAUGAAGACAAGAUGAAACUAGAACUAGAAAGCUUCACCAAGGAAUUGGGCCAGCUUGUAGUCGGGAAAGUAGUACAAGACACGAAAGAAGAUGCAAAUUUGAGGAAGAGCCCUCCUCCAAUUUCCAAGGUAAAGGCCAUAUCUCAGAGAUUCGAAGCAAAACUAGAGAAUGGCGGAAGAGGAGGAGGAGGAUUCAGCCCGAGUCCACGCACACUGUCGAACCUCGGUAGCUGUGGCUCAAUUAGAAGAGACAAAGAGUGGAAGAGGACUCUAGCUUGCAAACUGUUCGAAGAACGCCACAACAAUUCCACCCAAGACAGAAAGGGUGAGGGGAUGGAUCUACUUUGGGAGACAUACGAUGCUGAAUCCACAAAACACAACCGAGGCAGUUCCAAGAAGAGUACUUGUCGCCCCAAUGUAAAGGAAGAGGAACAGGAUGAAGAAGAAGAUAUGGGAGGGGAGCAGCUUUGCUGCUUGCAGGCUUUGAAAUUCUCAGGGGGAAAGAUGAAUCUAGGGAUGAAGAAGCCAAGCCUUGUCAAGAUCUCCAAGGCCAUUAAAGGAAUCCGAUGGCUGCACCAUCUCACCGCCACCACCACAUCCACUAAAGGUAAAAAGGGACGCAUUUAAACUUUAAAGCUUGGGAUUUCUUCUUCUUUUUCUUUUGAUGAUCCUGAUGAGAUCUCUUUUUGAGCUUUGUCAUAUAGUAAAGUAAUACUGCUUUAUCUGAA